Molecule: messenger RNA, 1745 nt
Organism: Mauremys mutica (yellowpond turtle)
Lineage: Eukaryota; Metazoa; Chordata; Testudines; Geoemydidae
Product: tripartite motif-containing protein 15-like
Exons: 9
Coding region: 39-1505 (488 amino acids)
Molecular function (GO): zinc ion binding; protein binding
Source: RefSeq, a predicted model, not a curated record
GUGAAAGUGAAACUUAUUUUUCUCUUCCCGUAGGUGCCAUGGCCGCAAAACGGGGGAUACAAGAGCCUGUUAUCUGUUCCGUUUGCCUGGCUUAUUUUAACGACCCGGUGAUUCUCAUCAAGUGCGGACACAACUUCUGCCGAUCCUGCAUCACUCAGCACUGCCAGGAGUCCAAAACCUCCCCCCGGUAUCGCUGCCCUCAGUGCAGAGAACCCUUCCGGGCAGGGGAGUUCCAGCCCAACCGGCAGCUGAGGAACGUGGUGGAAAUAGCCAAAAAAUUCCCAGCGCCAAGCGGGGAGAGAGCAUGUGAAAAACAUAAGGCGCUUUUGCAACUCUUCUGCGAAGUGGAUCAAACCCCGAUCUGCCUGGUGUGCAGAGAGUCCCGCAGCCACAGAGACCACCCCGUGCUUCCUAUCGAGGAGGCGGCCCAGGAUUACCAGGAACAAAUUCGGAGCCGUUUGGAGAGGUUGAAGAAAGAGAGAGACGAGAUUCUGUCGUAUAAAUCGAGUGGGGAAAAUACAAGCCAGGAACUACUGAAACAGCUGGAAACUGAGAAGCAGAAGAUUGUGUCUGAAUUUCAGCAACUGCGCCAGUUUCUGGAGGAACAAGAGCGACUCCUGCUGGCCGAGCUGGAAGAGCUGAAUAAGGAAAUUGAAAAGGCGGGGGCUGAGUAUGUUGCCAAACAAUCUGAGGAACUCUCCUCUUUCAGUUCCCUGAUCAGUGAGAUGGAGCAGAAGUGCCAGCAGCCAGCGAGUGAAUUCCUGCAGGACAUCAAAGGCACCUUGAGUAGAUGCGAGAGGGAGAAGUUUCAGAACCCAGGGGCCUUUUCUUCUGACCUGAAAUGGAGAAUCGGGGAAUCUUCUCAAAGAAACGCAUCUCUGGAGACCAGAAUGAAGAAAUUCAAAGACUCACUCUCGUCUAGCCAGCAGUUGGACAAAGCGAACGUGACUCUGGAUCCACACACGGCCCAUCCCCAACUCAUCCUGUCUGCGGAUCGGAGAAGUGUGAGAUACGGAGACAAACGGCAGAACCUGCCCAACAACCCUGAGAGAUUUGUCACUGAGCCCUGUGUGCUGGGCUGUGAGGGAUUCACCUCGGGCCGACACUACUGGGAGGUGGAGGUGGAGGUGGGGACGGGGGGAUUCUGUGAUGUGGGGGUGGCCAGAGCGUCUGUGAGCAGGAAGGGAGAGAUCAGCCCUAACCCUGAGCGGGGGGUCUGGGCUGUGCAGUGCUGGGAGGAUCACUGCUGGGCUCACACAUCCCCUGGGCAGAGCAUCCCCUUCCCCCCGAGCCGGGGACCCCGCAGGAUCCGGGUGUAUCUGGACUAUGAACGGGGGCAGGUGGCGUUUUUCGAUGCUGGUACCGGGGACCCGAUCGGCACUUUCCCGCCGGCCUCUUUCGCCGGGGAGAGAAUCCGCCCGUUCUUCCGGAUCCUGAUCCCGCCAACAGCUCUGCCUGUGGAGGGCUCCCGUGCAUUGGCCUUUGCGGGAUCAGGGCUUUGGUGAAUGAAUCCUGGAGCGGAAGCACGUGGCGAGGCCUCGCUCCUGACAUUGGCACGGUUACAUCUCAAACCCGGUUUCCACAGGACGUGUUCCAGGCUUAAGUAAGAGAGAAAAGGAUUCUUUGAACAACAGAAAUCUUGUGGAGUAUUCAUCAGAGUAAGAGCUGACAACCCAGAGAAAUUGUGUAAGCCUGAGCGAAUGCCUUUUACUCUCCUUUCCAGUAUCAGACAAUAUUCAUGAUAU